AAAGUGAACUGUUACGGGAGGAGCGCAGAGAAACGUGGUCGCUUGUGGGUAGGACGUCCAGGUCAGACAUAUAUGCUCUCGGCUCUUGUUGAAGGAGAGAGAGAACAUGAAGGGGAUUCGGGGAAUAGGUCACUUGUCGAGACGGGCCUAUGUGGCUCAACAAAGCCACCCACACUUGACUGAGCCUUUGUCGGGCCUUAAGGUGUCCACGGGUGUCUGCCACACGUACCAGGAUGUACAUGUGACCAAAUUGUCGAGCGGGUUGGUGAUUGCUUCACUGGAAAAUUAUUCCCCUGCCUCUCGUAUUGGUGUGCUUGUGAGGGCUGGCAGUCGCUAUGAAACUAUGGACAGCCUGGGUGUCACACACUUGCUUCGACUGGCAAGUGGUCUGACUACCAAAGGAGCCUCUGCUUUCAGGAUCUGCCGUGGGAUUGAGGCCGUGGGAGGAAAUCUGGGUGUGACUACAACCCGGGAAACCAUGUUGUACACUGUGGACUGUUUGAGAGAUCAUAUUGACACGGUUAUGGAGUAUCUGAUCAAUGUGACCACUGCACCAGAGUUUCGGCCAUGGGAGCUGUCUGAACUCACUCCCAGGGUGAAAGUGGACAAUGCCAUCGCCAACCAGAGCCCGCAGAUUGGUGUCCUUGAGAAUCUGCAUGCUGCUGCUUACAAGAAUGCCCUCUCCAACUCCUUGUACUGUCCAGACUACAUGGUUGGCAAAAUCACCACAGACCAGAUGCACACCUUUGUUCAAAACAAUUUUACAAGUGGAAGAAUGGCUCUUGUUGGGCUUGGUGUGGACCAUGUCAUCCUCAAGCAAGUAGGAGAGCAGUUCCUUAAUAUUCGUAGUGGAACAGGCACUGUUGGGUCAAAAGCUGUGUACCAUGGAGGUGAGCUGCGGAAUCAGACAGGAGACAGCUUGGUACAUGCGGUUGUGGUGGCUGAGAGUGCAGUGGCCAGCUCAGCUGAGGCCAUGGCUUUCAGUGUGCUGCAGCACGUGCUGGGAGCAGGGCCGCGUGUCAAGAGAGGCUCCAGUUCCACCAGCAAACUGGAUCAGGCCAUCUCUAAGGCUAUAGCUCAGCCCUUUGAUGCUUCUGCAUUCAAUGCCAGUUACUCUGACUCAGGACUCUUUGGUGUAUACACCAUCUCACAGGCUGAUGCAACUGGAGAGGUGAUCAAGGCUGCUGUUGGCCAAGUUGGUGCCAUCGCACAAGGAAACCUUGCUGCAUCUGACCUCAGUAGAGCCAAAACCCAGUUGAAGGCUGAGUAUCUGAUGUCUAUUGAGAAUUCAGAAAGCCUGUUGGAAGCUAUUGGGACACAAGCAUUGACUGAGGGCACCUACCAUUCCCUGGAGGCAAUUACCCAAAAAAUUGAUGCAGUGUCUUCAAAUGAUGUUGUCAAUGCGGCAAAAAAGUUCAUGUCUGGCAAGAAGUCGAUGGCCGCCAGUGGACAUCUGGUUACCACACCAUUUCUAGAUGAAAUCUGAUUGACCACCACUGCUCUUCUAAAUUAAUUUAAUUACAAAUCAUGUCUGAAGCUUUAUUCAAAGAAGACCCAAGAAGUGGUCAUGACUCCAGUUCCAGCACCCUUGCUGUCCAGAGUAAAUGUUCGGUGUUGAGACAUUGUUUUAUGAAGUGGAGAAACAUGACAUAGAAGAAGGACUCCAUUUAAAAUGUGUAGCACAUUUAAACUAAUAAACUGUAUAUGUUCCAAGAAGUGAAA
This is a messenger RNA of Colossoma macropomum (tambaqui), 1722 nucleotides long. RefSeq names its product cytochrome b-c1 complex subunit 2, mitochondrial (gene uqcrc2b). Gene Ontology annotation, molecular function: metal ion binding. The transcript is spliced from 14 exons. Gene Ontology annotation, cellular component: mitochondrion. Bases 107 to 1486 code for a protein of 459 amino acids. The record is from RefSeq and is a predicted model, not a curated record. NCBI's taxonomy places the organism in Eukaryota, Metazoa, Chordata, Actinopteri, Characiformes, Serrasalmidae.